AUGGAUAAUAAAUGUACUAUAACAAAGCUUCCUCAUCAUGUACAACAAAAAUUGUGUUAUACACGACCACCUUAUAGACAAGGGAAAAGAUUAACAUCUGUGAAGGUUUAUACAAUAAAUGAUGAAUCAAAACAUUUAAUGAUAUGUGGAGUGCCAAAACUCCAAUUAGGUGAAGAAUUGAAAAAACUUGUUGAACCUUAUGGUAAUAUUAAAAAACUACAUGUAGUACCUGAUUAUCCCACAGAAGAAUUUACAGAAGCAUAUUAUGUACUGUAUGUACGUAUACAAAGUGCAAGAAUAGCAAAACGAUUCAUUGAUGGCAAAAAUUUUUAUGGAGGUUCAUUACAUGUUUUUUAUGCACCUGAACUUGAAACUAUCUCAGAAACUAGAGCCAAACUUCUUCAACGUCAAAGAGAUGUAGCAAUACGUAUAAGAAAAAAUCAACAAGAUGUAAUGAAUCCAAAUAUUGAUAAAUUUAUUCCUAAAGAGCAGUAUAACCGAAAAAAGAGAACACCUGCUUUACCACUUACAGAAGAACGUCUCAAUCAACAGUAUCCUGGAGAAACAUUGUCUUCUAUUUAUGAUGGCAUACCACAAAAUCUAGAUCCAAGACCAGUAUGUGAACCUUGUUUACCUUCAACUUCAUCUGAAUAUCAAGAAAAUGAUACAUCUAUUUUAUUACAAACUCCUUAUCAUCUAACUGAAGCUAUUAUUAAAAUAAACAAAUCUAGAGAAAUUAUAUCAGAAUCAGAUUGUAUAAGAAAUAAAAGAAAAAAUUACAAAGGACAAUCUGUUAACAAUAAUGUUAAAGUUAGAAUUGUUAGACCACAACUUGUAGAUACAAGUACUAUAGUGAAAUGGGAUUCUACAAAUAAGAGUGUGUUUUCUAAACCAAAGAAGAUUCAAAGUAAUAUAACUAUUAAAUUAAUACCAAAAAAUGAUGAUAAGGAAAAGAAGAUUGUAAUAAAAAAUCCAAGUGUAUCUCAUUUAGUACAACCAAGUGAAGAUUUGCAAUUGUCAAUUAAAGAAGCUAAAUCUCAGAUACGAGCAGUCAUGCAAAUAAAUAAGGAAAAAUCCAUUAUUUAA
Molecule: messenger RNA, 1086 nt
Organism: Eufriesea mexicana
Lineage: Eukaryota; Metazoa; Arthropoda; Insecta; Hymenoptera; Apidae
Product: RNA-binding protein 48
Exons: 5
Coding region: 1-1086 (361 amino acids)
Cellular component (GO): nucleoplasm
Molecular function (GO): RNA binding
Source: RefSeq, a predicted model, not a curated record